Messenger RNA from Malassezia sympodialis ATCC 42132, 2799 nucleotides. RefSeq lists its product as uncharacterized. Gene Ontology annotation, biological process: regulation of transcription by RNA polymerase II. Gene Ontology annotation, cellular component: mediator complex. The record is from RefSeq and is a predicted model, not a curated record. Gene Ontology annotation, molecular function: transcription coregulator activity. NCBI's taxonomy places the organism in Eukaryota, Fungi, Basidiomycota, Malasseziomycetes, Malasseziales, Malasseziaceae.
AUGCGCCCCGCGACGUGGGCCGUCGCGCGCGCGCGCCUGCCCGGCGGGGACGUCCGCUGGCGGGCGUACCAGGCGUGUGCGGGUGAGGCGCCGGAGGCGCUCGCAGAGCUCGCGCAUCGCAUCGCGCCGCCGCCGCCCGGCACAGAGCCCGUGCACGAUGUGCUCGCGCACAUGUACCAUGCGCCGCUCGCCGCCGUCGAGAGCCGGGAUGGCGUGCCGCUGGCCCUCUGGACGUUUGCGUGGGAGGACGCCGUGCUGGAUCUCGAGCUGCCGUCGCGCGUGCACCUCCAGGCGAGUGGCUGCGACCGUGUGGCGCGGGCGCCCCCCCUCUUCCUCGAGGCGGCCGCACACGCCAUCGCGCACGCCGUCGCGCAGCGCGAGGGACUCGUGGCCGUGCAUGAUGGCGUCGUGCGCGUGCCGCCCUGGCCGGCCGACGGCGCUGCACCGCGCGCCGCCGAGCUCCACCGCUUGCGAGUGCACACGACGCCCGACGAGCUGGUCGUGCAAGUGGUCAGCACGCACAAGCCAUGGGCGCCGCUCGACAUGCGCGCGCGGCCUGGCGAGUCGGUGCCGCGUCACGUCGAGCUGGGUCACACGACCGUGUGCCUCAUUCCCACGCUACAGCGCGCUACGCUGCUACAUACCCUCGCGGCCCCGGACGAUGCGGCGUGCGCGGCGCUCGCGACGCGACUGGCCACGCCGCUCCAGCAGGUCGGCGGCCGGACGGACCACUGGGUGGUCGUCCGCGUCCCCAUCGCAUGGCUGCCGCCGGGUGCACCGCUCGACGCCGUAGCGCUCAGUGUGCCGCCGGGCGCCCAGCGGGACACGGCUGUGCCGUGCCAGCUGCUGUGGCCCGCGGCGCUGUGUCUCGUCGUCCGCACGCCCGAGCCGCGGCCGCCGCCACUGGCCCUUCUGAGGAAAAGCGCGGCCGACCUGCUCGCCUCGGCCACAUGGCCGCGGGCCGAGCCGUCGUCGCCUGCGCCCGCCGAGACGAUGGGCCCGGUCGUGGGGAUCGGUGCGCCGCUGCCGCCGCCCGUGUCGCCCGUGGAAGACGACGUGUUCCAGGGCAUUGGACAGCUCACAGACGACGACCUCAGCUUCUUUGGCGCACACGCGCCGCCCGCGCCGCCGCCGCCGCCGCCCGCCGCGGACGUGUCGACGGAAGCGCCGCCCGAGCCGCCGCCGCCCACGCUCCAUGUGAGUGAGCCACAGCACCCACCGCUCGCUGUCAAGUACGACAUGCACGGCAAAUUUUUCGUCGGCAGCGCGUACCGCCGAAUACCCGAGAGCGACAUGCGCACGGCCGUGUCGCCCCGCGCACUCUACCUGAGCACGCCGCAGAGUGCUGUGCACAGCUCGCCAUCGCAGGUGUCUGGGUGGGACGAGCCGGACGAGGGGUCGGACGAGGGGCCGCGCAUCCCGGCUGCGCAAUGCGCCCUCGCAUGUGCGCGCUUUCACAGCGCCCUCUGCGGGCCGGCGCUACCAGCUCCAGGCAGCAGCGCAGAGGCUCUCACCGAGCGUGUGCACCUGGAGUGGACGUGCACCUACGCAGGCGCCGCGCGGUACCCGCCUGAGCCGCCAGCGGAGCAGCCGCCCGCGCCGCUGACGAGUCCUGGCACGGCUGUGCCGCUUUCGGCGCCAAGCGUGCUGGUAGGGUGUCAAGCUGCGCUCAUCCACGUCGAGCCGGACGCGGUGCGCCGCUGGCGGUGGCUGGGCCUGCAGCCUAGCGGCGGACCGCGCCAUGUGGUCGCACACGUCGCCCUUCUGGAUGUCGACGUGCCGCCGGCCGUCGUGCAGCAGUGGCUCGCGCUCGGAGCCGACACGUACGCGGCGCACGGCCUUGGCACACUGACGCCCGGCAAUCUGUGGCGGUACCACGGCGGGCUGUGGGCCAGUGGCAUGCCGAAUGUGCCGGAAAGCGCAGCGAGUGCAGGCGAGCGGCACGUCGUGUACCUCGUGUACGAGCAGCCGGGCGUGUGCGAGCGGCUGUAUCGGACAUGGCCCAUGCCGCGCUCGCGCAUUGCGAUCGUUGCUGUGCCGAUGGCGCACAUGCUUCCGAUGCAGUGGUCCAUGGCGCUUGCAUACGCGGCGUACGAAGAUGCGAACGCGCGCGUGUGCCAGCUCGCGCCAAGCACCUACCGCGCGUGCACGCGCCUGAAAGAGGGCCUGCACUGGGAUGGGCAGUGGCCGCGUGCCGAGCCGGCCGUGUCGCCGCUGCACAGCGGCGCCGUGCUGCACGUGGCAUACGACCGACGGGGCGGCGUCGUGCGCUUGGUCGCGACGGACGAGCGGGCAUGGCUUCGGCACACGUGCGCGUGGGACGCCGUGGACGAGAGGGCCGACGUGAUGCAGCUGUGGCACACCGUGCGGGGCUUGCUGGCGGCCUCAGCAGCGCGCUGGUACGUCGUUGUGUGCCGGUACGGUGCGAUGGCGCAGGCAGAGGCAGACGCGUGGGCCGCCUGGAAGGCGCAGAAGCGGUGGGACACAGACGCGCUCGAUGUGGUCGUCGUGAGCCUCGACACCGACGGUCCCCGUGUCGUCGCCGAUGGCGCGCUUCACGCGUGGACGGCGAGCACAACGGGCCUGGCCAUGCAUGCGGAGGCGCCCGUGGUCGCUGCACGCACGGCCUACGUGAGCGCAGGUGCGUACGCUGUGCACUGGGUGCUACAUGACGAGGAGGCAGCGGUGCUGCACGAUGUGGUCGUCCAUUUCCAUGCGCUCCAUACCAUGACGCAGCUGCGCUGGCCACCGCCGGCGCCGCUCCUACCGUGGCACGUGGCAUUGUUGGCCCAUGCGUAA